Messenger RNA from Gossypium raimondii (Peruvian cotton), 827 nucleotides. RefSeq lists its product as uncharacterized. The transcript is spliced from 4 exons. Bases 63 to 827 code for a protein of 254 amino acids. The record is from RefSeq and is a predicted model, not a curated record. NCBI's taxonomy places the organism in Eukaryota, Viridiplantae, Streptophyta, Magnoliopsida, Malvales, Malvaceae.
UCAUUGUUGGAUCUUCUUAUAUUGUCUCAAGUUUCUUUCUUUCUUUCAAGGAUCUGUUUAACAUGGGCAAUUCAAUGGGUCAUUUCAUGGGAAAAGGGCUGCCAUCUACACAGAUGUUAAGCUAUGUGUUUAAAUCUCUUCAUGAACAGUUCACCGAGUCAGAAAUCAACAGCUUCGAUGAUUUCCAUGCCGCCAUUCUUGAUAUCUUGAAUGUUAUUAGCGCAGCAUUACCUGGUAAACAUUAUGAUGCCCCAUCUCGCCGUGAAGUCGAGAAAUGUUUUAAAGCAUGGGAAAACGAAAAAGACCCUGAGAAAAAGAAGAAGAUAUUUAUGAAAUUUAUCCAGGAAAUAAAACUUAGCCAGCUCGAUAACACAACCAUAAUAACGGGAAUAGUGACGCCGCCAGCAGCCAUGGCGGCGAAGAAAGCAGGAGAAUUUUUGCCUCAUUUGAGCGUGAUAAAGACGAUUCCGGAUGUAGUUUUCGUACCAUCGGUGACAAUGGCGACCUUAGUCAUUUCCAAGCUUUCUAGAAGGCUUUACGGGCGAAGCGCCACCCCUGUGCCAACAAAAUCAACGUCCUUUAAUGUGGAUAAGCCUGAAGUACUUGAGCCUGCCGCCGCCAAGGAAAUCCCACCGUCACACCGCCAUCGCAGAUUCGCCAUGAUCAACUCAAAGAAUCACGCCAUCACCGCCGACCAGACUGCUGCCCCUCCCACCACGACCCCCAUCUCCGAAAUAGAAAACAUUCAACAAAAACAGCCUUAUAUAUAUAAUGCGUUUUUAUGUUUUCUACAAAAUUGUAAUUGCAAUAUCAGUUGCCACAACUAA